Haliotis rufescens (red abalone) is the source of this 1207-nucleotide messenger RNA. RefSeq names its product protein rolling stone-like. NCBI's taxonomy places the organism in Eukaryota, Metazoa, Mollusca, Gastropoda, Lepetellida, Haliotidae. The coding region runs from base 288 to 1169 and encodes 293 amino acids. Gene Ontology annotation, cellular component: membrane. The transcript has 5 exons. The record is from RefSeq and is a predicted model, not a curated record.
GCAGAAAUGCUUGGAUUGGUUCGACCCAUCAUGGCUUCGUGACACUUCAUUAUCUCAGGGACUAGUGCGUCACGUGUACUCGACUACCACUGGACGGCCCGCCCACUGCUCAGUGCAUUAUCCGCCAUCUGUCGGAGAGAGUUGCACCAAACACAGCCAGAUAUCAAGUGACAGUUGAUCACUUGUGGGAGUCGUUGACAUACGAACUGUUUUCACCUGUAACCCCGCUUCAAGGUGGCGGCAGAUGGGGCUAUUCACGUGAAUUAAUAUGAAGCCUUACAAAAACGAUGGGGAUAAAGGAGAUAUUUGCGGAGGAGUUUAGUUCCACGAGUUUUCUUCUUGACCACAAGUAUCCGGGUCGGUUUGUGCGGUUUGAGUGUGGCAGCCCAAAGCUGUACGCGGUCUGGAGGUUUACAUGGAUGCUCUACCACAUCGCGGCUAUCAUAUCAAGCGGUCUCCUGGAGAAGUACUACGCCAGCUCUCCAGAUAACAGAUGGAAGUGGCUGAUUUUCCUCACGAACUGGAACUUCAUGGCUCUCACAUUGGGGGUCAUUGUGGAUUUCUUUACAACUGUGUUCGUCCAGUGGGGCUACCCGCAACUUCUCGAAGAAAAGGAAGAGGAGUCGUUACCAUGGUACCUGAAGUUGGUGUGGGUGCUGUCUAACAUCUAUAACUCCGUGUCUUUGAUGGUGACCGUGGGUUACUGGGGUUUCGGCACGUUCGACCCAACAAAAGGUUUGUCAGGACCUCGCGUUCUGCCCUUCCUCGGCCACGGCAUGAACUCCAUCUACGUCAUCUGCAACCUCUGUGUUACGGCCAUGCCGAUACGCUUGUUCCAUUUCUGGCAACCUUUAGUCUUCACCGUCAUCUACGGCAUCUUCAACACCGUUUACCUCGCCGUUGGCGCCACUGACGAUACAGACAAGCCUUACAUCUACCCACCGAUAGACUGGCGAAAAAGCCCAGUGAAGGCUGAAGCUAUAGGUCUAGGUGUAGUGUUUGGUGUGAUCUUCCUUCAUAUAUUGAUAUUCUUCAUACAUCUAGCACGUAGAGGUAUAGUGCACGCAUGUCGAUGCGGAACUCCCACAGCAGAGAAAGAACCAGCUGCAGCCAAGAUGAAGUCAUUAAGUGGCGAAUACGGGAGUACUCACAAAACAAAUAAUUUGUAAGAUAUUUGGGUAUAGGGUUUAAUAAAAUGUUGAGUUUC